This is a messenger RNA of Eruca vesicaria subsp. sativa (arugula), 647 nucleotides long. The record is from the annotation of a GenBank genome assembly. Lineage: Eukaryota; Viridiplantae; Streptophyta; Magnoliopsida; Brassicales; Brassicaceae.
AUGAGAGAACUCACCAGAAACUCCGGCACGGCGGCGAUUCUCGCGAUCUUUCUAAUCCUCGCCGUUAACGUAGCCGCCGAUUUCCCUCCGUUCGAGACAGAGUGCCGAGGUACCAUAGCCGAGUGCUCGGUUUCCGCCGCGCUCGGAGACGAAGGAGAGCUCUUCUACGGCGGAGGAAUGGGAGCAGAGUUCGAGAUGGACUCGGAGAUCAACCGGCGCAUGUUAGCGAACAGGAGGUACAUAAGCUACGGUGCGCUGAGGAGAAACACUGUGCCUUGCUCACGACGCGGCGCAUCUUACUACAAUUGCCGACGUGGCGCUCACGCAAACCCUUACUCUCGCGGCUGCAGCGCCAUCACUCGUUGCCGGCGAUGAAUCUGUAACUGUAAUUUUUCCUCAUUAUUCUUUUCUGUUUAUUAUAUAUAUAUAAUUUGACGAAUUUUAUUGCAGUUCCCAUUCGCAUAUAUAACUAUUUAUAUAUGUAAAUUUUGCUUGGAAUAAUCUGUCAUUGAUGUAAAAGUACCACGAAAAUAAAAAAUCGAAUUAAACUAGAUAAUUUUACUUUGUAAUCAAAUAGCAUCAUUGGUGAAUCAGUGAUUAACGAAUGUGUUGAAAUAAUAUUGUAUUUAAGUGGAAUAUUGAUGGGC